AUGGGAUCGACGAUCGAGCGUGAAAGCGGUGGAGACGGCGUUGGGGGGGGGGUGAAGACGACGCGGGCGGUGGUGAUGGAGGCGGAUGACUUGAGAGUGGUGAACGCGUGCGUGGCGAUCGGCGUCGGCGUCGCGCUCAAGUGGGGCGUCGGAUGUCCAGCGGCGCUGGAACCGCAGGCGUGGAAUCUGCUGAGUAUCUUCGUCAGUACGGUGACGGGAUUGGUGCUGAAACCGAUGCCGAUCGGGGCGUGGGCCUUCGGUGCGCUCACCGUAGCGCUGUCGACGAAGACGUUGACGUUUGUGCAGGGUUUGAGCGCGAUUACGAACGAAGUCGUGUGGCUCAUCGUCGUCACCGGUUUCUUCGCGCGGGCGUUCAUCAAGACUGGAUUCGGUGAUCGUUUGGCGCUCCUCUUCGUCUCCGUCGCCGGUCACACGACGCUGUCGCUCGCCUAUGGGUUCCAAGUCGCCGAGGCUUUGCUCUCGCCGGCGAUGCCGUCCACCACGGCGCGCGCCGCCGGCGUCUUCGUACCGGUGAUCAAGUCCCUGGACAAACGAACGAGAGAGUAUCUGAUUGGCCAGCAGAUUCAAGGAACCAGCCCGACGUCGACGUUUCUCCUCUCUGGAGCGGCCCAAAACUUUUUAGCCAUGCAGAUUGCGCUCGCGAGCGGGAUUCCUUUCUCGAACCCGUUCAACGCGUGGUUCGUCGCGGCAAGCGUUCCAGCCUUGGUAUCUCUUCUCGCCACGCCGAUGUGCGUAUUCAUGCUCGACCCUCCAGGCUUGAACGAAACUCCGGAGGCUCCUCUGGCUGCGGCUCAGCGACUCUCGGAGCUUGGACCGCUGAGCAGCAUCGAAAAGAAGAUGGUCCUAUCUCUCAGUAUCACAGUUUUCCUCUGGGUCUUUGGCGUGCAACUCGGCAUCUCCGCAGUCGUCUCGGCGAUGAUCGGAAUGUGCUUCAUGUUGAUGUUCGGUGUCUUGUCAUGGGACGAGGCGCUUGGACAAAAGGGUUCGUGGGAUACCCUCAUCUGGUUCGCCGUCCUGGUCGGUUUCAGUGGACAGCUGAACGCGAUGGGUGUCGUCGGGUGGUUGAGCGGCUUCGUGUCGAAUUAUCUCGUCGCUCAAAAUUUGGGGAUGUGGGGCAUGUUUGGUGCACUUCAUUGCUUUUAUUUUUUCCUGCAUUACUUUUUUGCCUCGCAGUCCGCGCACGUCGGAGCGCUCUAUCCGGCGUUCUUGACGCUACUGCUCGCGGCUGGCGUGCCGCCACCGCUCGCGGCCCUUUCACUCGCGUUCAACACGAACAACAUGGGUGGUUUGACGCACUACGCUAGCGGACAGGCCGCGGUGUACUACGGCUCGGGAGAGAUCAGUCUUCGGAAACUCUGGAAGCAAGGUCUCUACAUGUCCGCGGUGAACUUCGCCAUCUAUGGCACUGUCGGUAUGGCGUGGUGGAAGGUGAUCGGUCUGUACUGA
This is a messenger RNA of Ostreococcus tauri, 1467 nucleotides long. Its product is annotated as Sodium/sulphate symporter. Gene Ontology annotation, molecular function: transmembrane transporter activity. NCBI's taxonomy places the organism in Eukaryota, Viridiplantae, Chlorophyta, Mamiellophyceae, Mamiellales, Bathycoccaceae. Gene Ontology annotation, biological process: transmembrane transport. The coding region runs from base 1 to 1467 and encodes 488 amino acids. The transcript has a single exon. Gene Ontology annotation, cellular component: membrane. The record is from RefSeq and is a predicted model, not a curated record.